AGAUAGAUGUGUUGUGUGUUAUGUCUAUAUAAAGAGAAGUAAACAACACAAACAUGAAAUAAGAUAAGACCUCCCAUGGCUUCCAAAACUCCUGUCUACGCAUUCCUCAUUUGUGUUCUCCAGUUUCUUCAUUUGUGUGCAGCACAAAAUGUGAAGGGUGGCUAUUGGUUUCCUGAUAGCGGUAUAGCGGCCUCCGAUAUCGAUUCCACUCUAUUCACUCACCUCUUCUGCGCAUUCAGUGAUCUUAACAGCAAUACAAACCAGGUUGUCAUUUCUUCAGCAAACGCUGCCCAAUUCUCCCAGUUCACGAACACUGUCCAAAUCAAAAACCCUUCUGUCAAAACCCUUUUAUCGAUAGGGGGUGGAGCUUCGUAUGACGCUGACUUUGCCAAGAUGGCUAGCACCUCUGCUUCUCGGAAAUCCUUCAUUGAUUCCUCCUUACAACUGGCAAGAUCAUAUAAUUUCCACGGCCUAGACCUCGACUAUGAGUACCCGUUAUCAGCUAAUGAUAUGGUCAACUUGGGGACGUUGCUAGACGAGUGGCGUGUGGCUGCAGCCGCAGAGGCUCAAGCCUCUGGCAAGCAAAGAAUUCUAUUAACUGCAGCUGUUUCUGUUGGGCCAAGCGUCGAUGGAUUGAGAUAUCCUAUCCAAUCGAUAUCACGGAGCCUAGACUGGAUCAAUGUGAUGGCCUAUGACUUUUAUGGUCCGCCAUGGGCACCUUCGAUGACCAAUGCUCAUGCUGCCUUAUAUGAUCCUAGUGGCAGAGUUAGCGCCAGCUCUGGGAUCAGCUCGUGGAUCCAAGCUGGUGUGAGCGCAAACAAGCUAGUGCUUGGUUUGCCGUUCUAUGGAUAUUCAUGGCAGCUUGCCAAUGCUAAUAACCAUGGACUGAUGGCUCCGGCCAAUGGAGCUCCGGGAGGUUCUGGUGAUGGAUCCAAGGGAUACAAUCAGAUAUUGGAUUUUAUUGCAAACAACAAUGCUCCAAAGGUCUACAACUCGACGAUUGUUGCAGACUAUUGUUACUCAGGGACGACAUGGAUUGGAUAUGAUGAUAAGCAGAGCAUUUCAACAAAGGUUCCGUAUGCUAAACAGAAGGGAUUGCUUGGUUAUUUCGCAUGGCAUGUUGCAGCUGAUGCCAAUUGGGCUCUUUCUCAACAAGCUAAACAAGCCUGGGGAGCAUGAAAGGCAGGAUAAUCAGUCUACAAGAGCAACUCCAACGGGCUCCUCAAACAAGCUCUUAACUCUAAAAUUUAGGAGGAUAUGAAAAAUUAGAGCUCCAAUGAGUUUAAAAAUUUAAGAGCUUUCUCUCUCUCCUUUCUUUUAAAGAGCAUCUAGGUGCUCCUAACUUAUUUUCUUUGAAUAAAAUAAUCACUUCCUUCUAUUUCAAUUCACUUCUCUCUCCAACUUCUCUCCUAAAUAAUAAUAAAAUAUGAGUUAAGAGCAACUAUAAAGAGUAGCAUUGGAGCUCACACAUUAUUCAAUGUACUAACUCACUAGGAGCCACAUUUUAUAUUAUUGUUUAAGAAAUGAUUUAGGAGCACCAUUGGAGAUGCUCUUAUCAGUAUUGUGUAAUAUAUAAAUAAGAUCCACAUUAUGUGAGAUUUAAUAAGGCUUUACAGGAAUAAAAUGAUUGAAUACGAUUUAUGACCACCUAAUUUGUGUCUAGAUAUAUUUAAUACUAGCAGCUACUUACAGAGCAGAAGGGGCAGAUUUUAGUACUAGUGUAUCUAAGGUCGAUUG
Messenger RNA from Daucus carota subsp. sativus, 1737 nucleotides. Its product is annotated as class V chitinase. Lineage: Eukaryota; Viridiplantae; Streptophyta; Magnoliopsida; Apiales; Apiaceae. The transcript is spliced from 2 exons. Gene Ontology annotation, biological process: carbohydrate metabolic process; chitin catabolic process. The record is from RefSeq and is a predicted model, not a curated record. Gene Ontology annotation, cellular component: extracellular region. Gene Ontology annotation, molecular function: chitin binding; chitinase activity. Bases 76 to 1179 code for a protein of 367 amino acids.